CAGACGGAAGCCGACCUGGAUCAGAAAAAACGCUUUGAGAAAUGGCGGCUGCCGAAGACAGUAACUAUACGCAGAAUCCCAGCGGUUCAGAGGCUCCAAAACUGUCGGAUUUACUGGACCGGGGAUGGAAACUGUAUGAAGAAGUGGACAGCACGAAUGAACCGAGCAGCUCAAACGCGGUGCAGGUGAAAGUGAAACGUGGCAUCAUGCAGCUGGAGGAGGCGACGAGGAUGGUCAGUCAGCUGAACCUGUUCAGUCAUAAUGAGGCACUGGAGGAAAUGGCCACAGCUGAUGUGAAGUACCUUCUCUUGCCAGCUCUGCUGGGUGCUCUCACUAUGAAACAGGUGAAUCCCAGCAAGAGACUGGAACAUGUGCAGACAGCCCGUGCCUACUUCAUGGACUUCCUGCAGAGGUGCAAAGAAUAUGAAGUGUGCAGUUUUCAGCUGCCCAGAUCCAGUGAGAACAAAGCAGAUACUCCCACUGAGGAUCAGACAAAUCCAGUUGUCCCAAUGCCAACAUCACAGCCAGACCUUAUCGCCAUGGCAACACAAAGACAAGCCAAAAUUGAGAGGUUUAAUCAGCGUAAGGAGACUGAGGCCAAGUUGAGUGAGAUCAGAGGGCUGGUGGAAUCCGGCUCAGCCGAUGAAGAUGUGGUGAGAGAUUUUUACCUGCUGAAUGUGCGCAGAUGGAUCACACUAGCAGUGGAGGAGAUCAACUCCAUCGACCAGGAAAUAGAGAUACUGAAACGGAUGGAGGCUUUCAAGCAGAGCGUGCCCCAGCCUUCUACACCCAAAAGACCACCCAUAAAGCCUUUUAUCCUGACUAAGGAUGCUGUGCAGGCAAAAGUGUUUGGUGCAGGCUAUCCCAGCCUUGCCACCAUGACCGUGGAUGACUGGUAUGAGCAGCACCGGCGGAAGGGCUGUUUACCUGAUCAGGGUGUACCCCGCAGUGCAGCGGAUGGUAAUGCAGAGGAGGAUGAAAAAGCAGAAAGAGAGAGGAAGGAAGAGAAUGAUGAUAAAGAGGCGCUGCAGAAGGCACGUGACUGGGAUGAUUGGAAGGACACACACCGGAGAGGAUAUGGCAACCGCAAGAACAUGGGCUGACUUCACACACUCACACGACUCUUCUAUUUCCACAAAUAAACCUCUUUGAAUGCUGCCAAUAUGUGAAAUGGACACAACAAAAAUGGCACUGUUGUGUUUAUUUAAUUUGGUUACGUUUUAUUUUCUAAACCGAGUUUGCUUAUUUGACAUUCUUUUAUAUAAGCUAUUUAAUUCCUAAACUUUGGUGAGCUGUAAUGAGUCCGUAACCCCCUGGGGCAUCUAUAGAGAUAGAAAAUUUUAAAAGGUGGUUGUGUCGAUCUCUUUGCAUCUCGAUACUUCAUUCUUUCCUAUAUUAGUAAACGUUUGUCUUUUCAUGAAUGUUGUUUUGAGUUCCACAUUUCUGCUGUAAAUGAAUUCCAGUUUCAGUAUUUUUGGAUUAUCUACUAGAUGUUUUCCUUAUACUGUCAGUACUGUUAGCUAUUAGUGUCCGAAUCAGCCACUCAGAAGAUCGGUGUCACCCAUACAAUUACAAUCAUGUGGUGUUUGAUUUGGAGCUUGUUUAGAUUGCAUGUUUUUUAACUGUUAGCAAAUACUUGUAAGACUCAAUGUCUGUUUCAGGGUCCAGCAGAGACAUGUCCCGCAAGAUCAGCUGGAACCAAAACCAGCACUUGCUUGGACCCUGAAACUGGAUAAUGAGGUUCAAAAUGGCUGAAAAAACUGUGUGAAAAUUUUGAACAAAAUGUGUAGACUGCAUUUUCUUUUUAUUAUAUUACCACCUGGAACUUA
Myxocyprinus asiaticus (Chinese sucker) is the source of this 1829-nucleotide messenger RNA. Its product is annotated as immunoglobulin-binding protein 1-like. The record is from RefSeq and is a predicted model, not a curated record. Gene Ontology annotation, molecular function: protein phosphatase 2A binding. NCBI's taxonomy places the organism in Eukaryota, Metazoa, Chordata, Actinopteri, Cypriniformes, Catostomidae. Gene Ontology annotation, biological process: regulation of signal transduction; regulation of dephosphorylation. Gene Ontology annotation, cellular component: cytosol. Bases 42 to 1103 code for a protein of 353 amino acids. The transcript has 6 exons.